AUGGCUCGCGCUAGCAACAGCAACAGCGCGCUGCUGGAGCAGCGGUGGGGCUUCCUGCUGCCGUGGCUGGAGCUGCUCGACCGCCGCAUCAAGUACAAGCAGGUGGCGCUCGAGGAGGAGGUCUGGGACGCCGAGAGGCGCGUGCUGGAGGUCACGCUGCCGGCCAAGAACUCGGACAAGUACGAGCGGUACACUCAGGGCGAGUUCAACUACGAGCUGCGAGAGGUCCGGGAGGCGCUGGCAUUGCUGGCUGCUGUGGCCCACAUAGCCCAAAACGCGUGGAAGGUUGUCUUGAGCAAAGUAUGGGGACUGAAGCUGGGCAACAAAGGCUCGGAGGAGCUCGAACAGGAGAUUUCACCCCGAUACGUGCUCCUUUUCGACCACUUGGCGGGCGUAGUGCCCGGUGGCCACGAGGACUCGCGGCUGACAGAUCUGGUCUUCUUUUGCGGCACCAGUCAAGUGGAAGACCCGUCUCCAGAGUUCCAGACGGCGCUGAGCUUACUCGCUGCCACAGCUGGCAAGAAGUUGCUGCCGAGAGAUAAACCGGGCUUGGAUAUCAAGAUCCCGGUGCAAGUGUCUUUUGGCGGCAACGGUUUCCUGGCUGGGAGGCAGUUGCCGCUGAUCGCCAACGCGGAGAGAAUCGUCAAGGAGCAGUGGGAGAAGUACGAGCAGAGUUCGAGACUGCAACCGGUUCCGAGUGGGAGAGUUCGUUGCACUUUUGAGCUGCUGCCGAUGGUUGCAGAGUGGACGGAUAUGAUGGGGUACUCGUCGUUUGCGCCCAAGUUCCAUAAGUUGGUGCAGGAUAACGUGUGGUUCUCGCAACUUACGCUGUCAGGAGAGAGCGCAGAAUUUCUCAUUGGAGAUGCGUGUCGAGCACGAGAUGAAUUCAGACAACUCAUGGCUGCCGCUUUUGACAGUACUCGGCGCAGUCCGGCGCGCUCGACCUCCCGCUACUAUUUCGAUCGCGGCGAAUAUAUUCGAGAUGGAAGCCCGUUGCAGGUUAAUCGAGUGGACUUGAAGACGUACACGAGUAUGAGGACUGAAGACCUGGGGGCGAUGAUGUCUGCUGUUGUGAUCAAUCAGACGACCAAGAAGAUUACGAUGCGGGCGGAAAAGAGGACAAUUUCAGGUGAAGACAAGUGGAUGUGGCUAGCCUACGGACUCUUUUCCAAACGGGCACGUGCGUUCUCGGCGCUGGAGGUAUUUUAUCUCAACCAGAUCGACUCAUUGGAUGCAAGUGAAGUGAAGGCGCUGUCAGAUGUGAUGCACUCGGAUCACCCUGAGGAAGUUUUGUGCGGCACUCCUCCCGGUGUGGUUGAGGAUCGAAAUGCUACAUUGAACAUAUUCGGUGGAAAUUUGCUGAUGGCCAGCCCGUUUUGGAGGCGAAAACCAAAAUUACUGACUCCGUCGUCCGAGGCGUUCGCACUUUCAGUGAUGAUGGAGAGAGCGAGUGGGUGA
Phytophthora sojae is the source of this 1458-nucleotide messenger RNA. RefSeq lists its product as hypothetical. The transcript has a single exon. The coding region runs from base 1 to 1458 and encodes 485 amino acids. The record is from RefSeq and is a predicted model, not a curated record. Lineage: Eukaryota; Oomycota; Peronosporomycetes; Peronosporales; Peronosporaceae.